Molecule: messenger RNA, 2249 nt
Organism: Aspergillus homomorphus CBS 101889
Lineage: Eukaryota; Fungi; Ascomycota; Eurotiomycetes; Eurotiales; Aspergillaceae
Product: 2OG-Fe(II) oxygenase
Exons: 5
Coding region: 183-2249 (688 amino acids)
Source: RefSeq, a predicted model, not a curated record
UUCACUUCGAUCGCAUGGCAACACACUCCAGACGUACUUAAACCCACAUUCUUCUCCUUCCAACUCUGCCCAGAAUCUCUCUCAGACUGUCCCCUGCCAGACUUCCGUGCUCAGAUUCCCCUUCUCAGAAGCUGUCGUUUACAACGAAUUCCCAACCAUCUCACUGUACUGAGACUUCCAUCAUGGACGAUGAAUCCAGUGAUGCUCAAGACUCUCCGAGCCCGCAGACACUACACAAGGACAUUCCCGAUUUCACGCGCACCCUGACUGACCUGGAAGGUGAAGUCUCUGCGCAGAUGAUCCGUAGAUGCAAAUUAGAUGCGUGCGUCGGGUGGUUUAGCGAAAGCCUGGACGCGUUGAAACCCGCAGACAUGGAGAGAGAGAAGUCUGCGAACUGGUUGCGCGGAUGGCCGGAUGUCAAAUCCCUCCCCAGUGAAAUUGCUCAGAAGGUGGAGGGGCUCAAAGCCGAAUUACAACAAACUCUCGCCCGACUUCUUCCCGAUGAGUUCGACACUGAGACGGACGUUUCGGUUAAUCAAAGCUUCAUGGCCCGCCUGGAGGAAAUACGCCCAACGGAUUCUUGGUGGAGACAACAAGAUCACAGACAUACCCCUGACCGCCACAUCAAGUCUCUCUUGAAUAGCUUGAUUGACUCCGAAGAGGUUCGGCUUCCUGGCACUGGAAACGAUCAGAAAACAGAAGAGGCUAAUGCACGGGCGAUGUAUUUCACCGAGGCCUGUAAGCAACUACAAUCUGCCAUCGAGGGCGAGAAUCAGUCAGCAUCAUUUGCUUGUGGUGGUAUUAUUUCUGUCAACAAGGACUUGGUCGGUGAAAUGCUUGAGUCGGACCCAAAGACGACAGGCCCUGUCCAAGUGUAUUGGUCCACUCAAAAGGACUCCACCGCUCGAAGGCUGUUUUUGCCCCUGGAAGAAGCGACCCCACAGUCCAGUUCAGCCACCUUGCGUGACCUCGUUGCGGACUGCCAGCCUGCAAGCUUUGGCAGGGGCGGAGAAGAUAUUUUGGAUCCCAGUUAUCGGCUGGCUGGGAAGAUGGAGCCAUCUAAUUUUGUUUCCAGCUUCCACCCAGCAGACUUCGGGAUCACGCAGCUGAUUGAACAAGUUCUAAUGCCGGGGAUUAGCGACAAGUGUGACCACGCGUUACACUUCAGAAAACUGCACGCAGAACUGUACAAGUUGAAUAUCUAUUCAGGCCCUUCAGGCCACUUUGCCGCGCAUGUCGAUACGCCACGGUCAAAGAGUCAGAUUGGUUCUUUGGUGGUCUGCUUGCCAUCCGAAUUCUCUGGCGGUAAGCUCACUGUGCGACACGGCGGCCAGCAGACAGCUUUCGAUUGGAGUGGCUCAAGCAGAUCUGCAAUUCAAUGGGCAGCUUUCUAUAGCGAUUGCGAGCACGAGAUCGAGAAGGUCACGGAAGGGCAUCGGUUGACGUUGACAUAUAACUUGUAUAUCACCGAAACUCCGGGCGCAGAUCCGGACACAGCUAGCCCUGUUCUACAGCCGCAAGCCUUCCCCUUGUAUAAAGCAAUGCAGGAAAUCCUAUCCAACCCUCGUUUUAUGGUACAAGGUGGUGUCUUGGGUAUGUUCUGCUCUCACGCCUACGCGCACGCCAGUGACGAUGCAGAUGCUCGGCUUCCACGAGCGCUUAAAGGUGCUGACCUCGUGGUAUACUCGGUACUAAAAUUACUGGGAGCCCAGGUCAACGUCUUACCAAUCUUGCGCCGAGAUGGGACCGCAGAUGACUAUGAAACUUACCUAGAAGAGCAUGUUCUGCUGAGCUACUUCAAAGGCGACAAGCUACAAUAUUUACGCUGUCAGGAAUUCUUGGGUGCGGAGUAUGCUAGCCAGGAUGAAAUCGAUCGCCGCUGGAAAACGUUGCUGCUGAUACGGCGUGUACCAGCAAUGGAAUAUGCAUCCGAGAUUAUCCGGUCUAGGGGAGGCUCAGUCGAUUCAGCUGGCUUCUAUAUGAAGCACGGCGCCCGCGUUGCUCCACAGCUUCGAGCAUAUACAACUACAGACUAUGGUUACGAUCAAUCCCUGGACCAGACCGCAAUGUGCGCCUGGCCUUUCCUAUACAUUCCCGGUAUCACUUGGCUCAACAAUCCUAAGCACUCAGAGAUGGCGUUCAGUCAUGUCGUAUACGGAAACGAGGCUGGUGUUGGGACGCAGUAUUCCUGUGCCGCGAUCAUUGCAGUGAUUCCACCAUUCAGUCAGCGAAGCCAGACAACCCAAUAG